AUGUGUGAAAUACAACAAUCUGCAAAAGAUAAGCUUACAAAAAUUGAGAGUUUAAGUAUAUCAACAGAUAUAGAAAAAGAUAUUUAUGAAGCAGCUGAACCCACAUUAUUAAACAUGCCUGUGGAGAUUAUUUUAAAAAUUUGUUCUUUUCUGGAAGCAGACUUCUUAAAAUACACUCUAAGUAAGGUAUGCAGAAGAUUUCAAGAUAUUUUAGCAGAUGAUCAUUUGUGGAAAUAUUGGGUCCAUAGUAAAAUAAAAGGUUUCUUUCCUGUACUUCCCAAUUUAAGAAUAUGGGAAGAAGCACAAAUAGAAUGGGAAGAAAUAUGUGUGGAAAUGGAUGUUGAAAAAAAUAAAUGGGCCAAUGUUAAAGACACAACCAAGCAUGUAGUUGUUAAAGAUGUACAUUAUGCAUCAGUAGACACAGUUCUGCUUGCUAAUAGAGGUCAAAUAUGUUUAUCUGGUGGAAGAGACCGUGGCAUGGCGUUCUGGCAUGUAAAGGAUAUAAAGUCGAGUGAGGGUAUUGAUGAUACCACUGUACUCAGAGAUGUUAAGCCACGCCACAUAAAACAUGAUGCACAUGCAGGCUGGGUGUGGGACUUAGCUGCAGAUAAUAUUGAAAAUGCUUCAACAAUUUACUCAGCAUCUUGGGACAAUACUGUGAAAGCCUGGGACUUAGCAAGUGGUCUAAACUGUAUUCAAACAUUUAGGUGCGGAAUGACUGCUUUAUCAGUUGUGACUGCUGAUAAUAUAGUAAUGGCGGGUCUAUAUUCAAAGAAAAUACUUUCUUUUGAUUUAAGAUCUGGGCCUAAUCCUAUUAAUUCAUACAAACCGCACAGGGGACCAGUUUUAGCUUUAAAUUCUUUUAAAAACAUGGUGGCAUCAGUAAGCGAAGACAAAACAUUAGCAGUCUGGGACAGAGUGGCUGGUAAAUUGAUAAAGAAUGAUGUUAAGAUACCAGCUGAUCGAGCAUAUCCUGUUUGUAUAAACUGGUGUCCAUCCGCAAUUUAUAUUGGUGACUCAAAAGGAUCAUUGCAUUUAUUUAAUCCUGAGGAUCAUGUUUUUGUUCGAACACAUGAAAUAUGGCCGGAAUCUUCAAUCAUCGAGCCCUCCAAUAAGAUAGCUGGUUGCCAUCAAAGCCAAGGAAACAUUAUUGUGUGUUCAGACCGAGGAGAAAUUAAAUUUUUAUACAAUUGUAAUCCACCACAGGAAUAUAGUAACGUACAAACCAGUACCUUUGAUGUGACCCAGUUGCGGUACCAAAAUGGCGUCUUAGUUAUCAGCACGUGCGACUCUGCUAUUGAGUUCUGGAUACCGAAUGACAGUAAUUUUGAUCAUGAGCUAUGA
Parnassius mnemosyne (clouded apollo) is the source of this 1344-nucleotide messenger RNA. The record is from the annotation of a GenBank genome assembly. Lineage: Eukaryota; Metazoa; Arthropoda; Insecta; Lepidoptera; Papilionidae.